AUGAGCGCCAAAACGAGAUCCCAUGCCGACUACAACGUUGGAUGGGUCUGUACGUUGCCCCAAGAGCAAACUGCAGCCAUAGCCAUGCUGGACGAGAGGCAUGAAGAUCUAACUAAGGCGCCAACUGACACCAACGCCUACACGCUCGGCUCAAUUGGCCAUCAUAACAUCGUCAUUUCUUGUUUGCCCAAGGGCCACACCGGUCUGAAUUCGGCAGCCACCGUGGCCAUUCAAAUGAUUCAAACAUUUCCAUCUAUUAGAAUCGGUCUCUUGGUCGGCAUCGGGGGAGGAAUCCCACCAAAAGUGCGACUAGGCGAUGUGGUUGUAAGCACACCAGUUGGUCAAUUUCCUGGAGUUGUUCAGUGGGAUAUUGGCAAAUCGACGGAAAGGGGCUUUGAAAGGACUGGAUCGUUAAACAAUCCACCCAACUUUUUAUUGUCUGAGCUGGGCAAACUAGAAUCGAACCACGAGCUAGCAGACCCAAAGGUUUCCGUCUUUCUCGAGCAAUUUGGGAAGGCAUAUCCACAGGCCGCGAAGAAAUACCUCAAAUCUACCUCCCUUGAAGAUUUAUUAUUCAAGUCUAGCUAUUUACAUGUUCACAAGAAACUUGCCGAAGAUGAUGAUGUGGACGACUAUGGUGACGAUGGAUCGGAAGAUAGCGAAGCGGGGCCGGUCUGUGCUGCAUGUGAUAAAUCUCAGAUCGUUAAAAGAAAAGUUCGGACAAAGAUCAUGCGCAUUCAUUACGGCCUCAUUGCUUCCAGUAAUACAACAAUCGAUAAUGCUGAGUUUCGGGAUAGUCUUAACAAAGAGCUUGGUGGCAAAGUCCUUUGUGUUGAGACAGAGGCUGCGGGACUUAUGAACAGUUUCCCGUGCCUUGUCAUACGAGGCAUCUGUGACUAUGCGGACUCACACAAGAACAAGACUUGGCAGAAACACGCGGCUGCAGUGGCAGCAGCAUAUACGAAGGAGCUCUUGGGCUGUGUUCAGCCAAGUGAUGUUGAAAGAGAGCGGCCAAUAAGAGAUAUACUGAACGAUGGUGAUUUUGCGAUCAUCGUAGGCACCAUGCUUACUGUUUCAAUAGUUCAGAAAGUUCGAGAACAAAACGAAGCCCUGUCAUGGUUGAGCUCUGCUGAGUCUGCUUCUACACAUUACGACUACAUUACGAAGUGCGAACUUGGAACAGGCCAAUCCCUUUUAGUUUCUAGAGAAUUCCAGCAAUGGAUAAGGAUUCCACAAACGACUCUAUUCUGUUCUGGCAUUCCAGGCGCCGGGAAGACUUUCCAGACGGCUAUCCUAAUAGACCAUUUAAUCAAUAGAUUUCGGAAUGACAACAUGAUUGGCCUUGCUUUCUUUUAUUGCAGGUUCGACGGUCAAGAUGCCCAGAAACCACAGCAACUCAUUUCAAAUCUCAUCAAGCAGCUAGGUCAAAAUCAUGAACCUUCGCGUGAAAAGAUAAGAAAUUUUUAUGAAGACUAUAAGAAGAGAGGCAACCGGCCGUUGAUUAUAGAUCUUACCAAUUUGCUUCACGCAAUAAUACCGUUAUUUUCGAGAGUUUACAUUCUAAUUGACGCUCUAGACGAGUGUGACGACAAUGAUUUUAGCCGCACAAGAUUGCUCGAUAACUUAUUUGCCGCACAAAGGUCUGGACUUAAUAUUUACGCUACGUCGCGAAAAUUCAGUGUUAUUGAGCAGAGAUUUCAAAGAGCUUUAAAGUGGCAAAUUCGUCCCAGCAAAAAUGACAUUUUUUUGUUUCUCGAUCAGCGCUUGGCACAACUGCAGGGAAGCAUCCCCUUAAAAGAUGAAAUAAAAGAUGAGAUCAAGCAAUCCAUAUAUUCUUCCAUUGAAGGGAUGUUUCUCUUAGCUCCGUUGUACAUCGACUCUCUUGUUGGCAAGAGAUCCUUUGCAAAGGUUCGGGAGGCAUUGGCUGGGUUAAAGAAAUCCCCAAAAGAAUCAAAAAAUAGAUCAGAUGUUCUAAGUAAAGCCUACCAUAAGGCAAUGGAGCGAAUACACCAACAGAAAGGCGACCUGCCUACAGACGCAAUGGUCAUCCUUGCAUGGGUGGUAAAAUCCAAGAAACCACUUCCAAUCGACGCACUUCGAUUAAUACUCGCAAUUAAUAUUGAAGCAUCUGAAAUAGAUAAAAAUGACCUCCCGACUGCCCAGCAUAUCACACGAGCUUGCGCUCCACUUGUUGUGAUAGACAGCAACACUCAAACGGCUCGACUAGCCCAUUACACCAUUCAAGAAUAUUUUGAAGGUUCGAACAACAUCUGGAUGAGAAAAUCUCAAGAAAAAAUUGCAAGUAUUUGCAUGUCAUACCUAUCAUUUUCAAAAAUUCGAUCUAUUUUCGGUUCCCAUUCCCAUAAUUUCACUUAUGGAAACGGAGAAGGGUUCUUUCACACAUACGCGACGGAAUUCUGGGCGCAUCAUACGGCUAAAGCUUUAGCUGAAGGCCUGGAAGUCGAAAAAGUAGUGGGCUUCCUCGAGAACAGCACCAAAUCGAAUAUGUGGUGUGAUUCAUUGAUGCAAAUCGAUUUAGCGAAAAAUAGCUUCUCCGCAAAGUCAGGCAACGAUUUACUCCAAACUUCAGAGCAAGUGGUGGCAUUGCACGUCGCAGCUUGCUUUGGGUUGCCAGAUGUGGUGGCAGAGCUAGUUUCAAAAGGAUAUAAUCCCGAUACUAAGGAUAGGCGUUCCAGGACACCUCUAUGGUGGGCAGUGAAUAACGAGCAUGUGGAAGUGAUUAAAAUUUUACUUCAAAGAAACGUCGACAUCGAAGCCAAAGACAGCUUACAUUACAAAACGCCCCUAAAGCUGGCAGUACAGCGGGAUUCGGCAUACAUUGUUGAAUUGCUCCUAAAUAAUGGCGCUGACGCGAAAAUAGAGACAAAGCAUGCAUUUCAUUCAGCAAUAUCAGCGCUACACAUAGCCGUCGAGGGACGAAAGCGGAUUAUAACCGAACAAUUGCUCACAAACGGCGCAAAAGUAAACAUCCGAAAUGACAAGGGUUCAACAGCGUUACAUAUUGCUGUAAAAUCUAAUCAACAGGACAUAAUCGAACUAUUACUCGCAAACGGCGCAAAAGCAAACAUCCAAAAUAACGAGGGUUUAACAGCACUACAUAUUGCUGUAGAAUCUAAUCAACGGGACAUAAUUAAACUAUUGCUGGCAAACGGCGCAGAAAUAAAUAUCCAAAAUAACAAGGACCAACAGGGUUUCACGGCAUUGCACAUGGCUAUAAGUCUUAAUCAUCAUGAAGCAAUUGAAGCAUUGCUUACACAUGGCGCCGAUAUCGAGAUCGAAAAUCAAGAAGGUUUCACACCAUUGCACAUGGCUAUAAUGCUUAAUCAUCGUGAGGCAAUUGAAGCAUUGCUUAUACAUGGCGCCGAUAUCGAGAUUGAAAAUCAAGAGGGUUUUACAGCAUUGCAAAUGGCCAUAAGCUUUAAUUACCUGAAUGCAAUUGAGGUAUUGCUUACACAUGGCGCAGACAUGGGGGCUCGACAUCAAUACGGCUUGCCAGCAUUACACGUGGCUGCAAAAUUGGGUUAUCAUAUCGCUGUUGAAAUGUUGCUCUCAAAUGGUGCAGAUACAGAGAUCCGAGACAAGGAUGGCUGGAAAGCGCUACAUAUUGCUGCGAGGUUUGAUAGGCCGAUGGUAGCCAAAGUAUUGCUCACACACAGCGCAGAC
Trichoderma virens Gv29-8 is the source of this 3684-nucleotide messenger RNA. Its product is annotated as putative Pfs NACHT and ankyrin-domain-containing protein. The record is from RefSeq and is a predicted model, not a curated record. The annotation marks the transcript as partial. Gene Ontology annotation, biological process: nucleoside metabolic process. The transcript is spliced from 5 exons. Gene Ontology annotation, molecular function: protein binding; catalytic activity. Lineage: Eukaryota; Fungi; Ascomycota; Sordariomycetes; Hypocreales; Hypocreaceae.